Molecule: messenger RNA, 1156 nt
Organism: Notodromas monacha
Lineage: Eukaryota; Metazoa; Arthropoda; Ostracoda; Podocopida; Cyprididae
Source: the annotation of a GenBank genome assembly
AUGGAUGACGCAACACGAGCGGAAUCGUUAAUCCGCGAAGUGCUUCCACUUCUUGCUAAAGCGGUCAUUCCUCUUCGGUUUGCCCCCUUCAACAUUAACUGUCACCAAGCGAACGACGCCACCGAACAACCAACGCUGACGCGCCGGGCAGGAAGCGUUCAGCCAAACCGUUCCGGUGCCAAUCAAACGAACGUGACUGUCACGAAAUUCAGACCCCGGAAUUUUGAACCCCGGGUGGUCCGGGAAAUCCCAAUACGUCGGCUGAAUUCGACUGAAAGUGCGUCGGCAUCGACGACUUGGAUUGGUCCUGCGUCAGCGACAUCUGCCGAGGAAGCUCGCCGAAGCGCUCGGGUCGAAAACCGCAAAAGCUACCCGAAGUACUCGAAGCCGCCACAACCGCAACGGGCCACAACGUACUUCGUUCCUCCUCAGCAAACCAGUGAUCCUUUGUUCGCAGCGUUUGCAUCAGCUUCUCCGCACUCGCGGCCCAACUCCUUCAGUCACACGUCGUCAGCAAAGGUGAUUUUCCACCCUAUCUUCCAAACCGGUGUCCCACACUCCGACACUUUCUCGUCGAGUCACGCACCACGUCCCGAUGACGACGAUGGCCUUCCACCAGUCAUCAUUACUGAAAUCACAGAGGAAGAAGCCGAAGAGAUAGCGCGUAAACAACGGCGAGAACGCCGGAAACCUGAAGAGGGAAAAAAGGGGGAAUCAGCGAAUGAGGAGUACACGACGAAGAGCACUCCGGUUCGGGUCAGGUGCGAGUUGUGCCUCGCAUCGCUACGGAUCGGCAGCGGCAACGAUAUGGCUCUUUCCUGCAAUCAUUUGUUUCACUCCCAGUGCAUACUGGAGUGGCUGAGUCGGAAAUCCACGUGUCCCGUGUGCCAAGAGUUGAUCAUCAAAGACUGAACUUGACUCGUGGGAUUCUCGAGGUCAGGAAAUAUGAGUCAGUGUGCGCUUUGAUUUUUGCCUGCGUGACGUGAACGAAUGUAAUGCGUGUACAUAUUAUUCUCGGCGCGGACCUGCCACAAGUUGCUGAUGGAAAGAUGUUUUAGCGUUUUUGAAUAAUCUGAAGAUCGACGAGUUUUGCUGCGUCAGCCGCAUGACUUUCUGCCUCCAGAUGAAUUAAAACUGCGUUCUGAGUUUUCUUGAA